AUGAGAAGGGUGAAAAACAUGGCCUGGAGCAACAACGUCCGCUUAUUUCUAAAGCUCUCGUCGCAACGUUGUCAGCUCCAAAACAUGGGCUCAAAAACCGAGGAUUCUGGAGUCCACAAACCGGGAAUCUUUGAAUCCGACGUCCUGGCGAGUACAUCGAAUUCCAGGCACAUGGAGUGCUUGUUCGCCAAAUGGAUAACGGACAAUAACUCGAUUAAUGGGACCUGGCAGCAGUUCUUCAAGGAUUUAGUUAAGGAUCAAAUAAACACGGAAACAAACAAUCCCAAUUAUCCCCAUUUUAGGGAUAGACCUAACAAAAUGGAUGCUUCAUUGCCAGUUAAGAGGCCAGCAAUCUCUCCUCCGGUACUGAAGGUUUCGUCUGACACUUUGGAAUCCGACUUAAAUGCUUGCGUAGUUCGUCCUCAAAAAGACGACAUGGAAGUGCUUUCACUCUCGCCGGAAAUCAGGACAUCAGGAAUAUACGACUAUAAAAAAAUUAGUUGCAAAAUGCCUGGUUCCGUAUUAACAACCAAAGCAGUGGAAAAUCCAUUUUCAAAAAAUAUGACAAGGAGAAUGUCCCAAAAGAAACCACCAAAGGAGCCUGAAAAAUCUUUAUCAACUGUGGACAAAAACUUGAUGGCUUCAAGGAGAUCUAGAAAUUCCCGAAAUAACUUUCAAAGGAAAUACGGGUCCUUUGAAACAUUCUUAAAAUAUUGGCAGCAAGCUUCUGCAAGGGAUAAAUGUAAACGGCAUAAUGGUCCAACUAUGGUUGUUAAAAAACGUUCUCAAGGUUUUUGUAAACCAAAUAAAACCGUGUACUUUAAAAAUUAUUACGAAAAGAGACUUAAACAUGGAAGAAGAAAGAUGCCCAAAACCAUAAAUAAUCCAGAAAUUAAAGUGCCUUCGAAACCGAAAGAGGAAAAACUGAAGGAACAGUUAGAACCAAAUGCUGAAAAACAAACUUCAGAUUCAGAGGAGAACAAAACCAACCGUACCCAAAAAAAUAAAAGUGAUACUUACGAGACCCUUGAAGAACUAAUCGAUGAUAUUGAUGACAGCACCUUAAAUGAGGAUUCAACUGAUACAAUUCAGCCUGAAAAAGUAAAGGAUGGCAGUGAAACAUCAAACAUCUUAAAAAUUACCUUCAAAAAGAAACCUAAAGAAUACAAAACUGCUCUUAGGGUUUUUAAACCUGAAGAAAAUGUUGAGUCAAAAACAGUUGAUAAACAAAAACCUGCUGUACAGCCGAACAAGCCUAAAUUAAGUAAACCCAUACCCGAAACUUUCAGACCUUUAAGGGUUUUCAAUGCCGAACAGAAAGAUUCCCCAGAUGAAGAUAAAUCGUGGAUAUAUUUGGAUGAGUUAACAGUGAAAAGUCUGCAAAAACCCAAUAGAGAUACGAAGAUAAGCAACUUGAAACUAAAAAGUUCAAAGACUCCUAAAGAUAUUUAA
Molecule: messenger RNA, 1452 nt
Organism: Drosophila takahashii
Lineage: Eukaryota; Metazoa; Arthropoda; Insecta; Diptera; Drosophilidae
Source: RefSeq, a predicted model, not a curated record